AUGCCUAAAAAACCUGCACCUUCUAAAAAAUCUUUCAAUUAUAAGGAUUACCUUCAGCGUACCGGUCCAGAAAACCUCGGUUCGAAAGAGAUACCUCAAGGUUCACCAAAUUGUCUAAAUGGUUUAACUUUGGUUUUCACAGGUGAAUUAGACAAUAUUGGUCGUGACUCUGCCGUUGAAGCUGCUAAAAGAUAUGGAGCAAAAGUUACUGCAGCUCCUUCAGGAAGAACUUCUUACGUCAUUUUAGGUAGAGAACCUGGUCCAAAGAAGUUACAAAUCAUAAAAGAAAAAGGCUUGAAAACUCUCGAUGAAAAUGGCUUUUGUCAAUUAAUUGCUAAUAGUAAUGGCGACCUCAAUUCAAACUCCCUAUCAAAAUUAAAGAAAGAGGAAGAGAAGAUAAAAAAGGACGCGAAAGAAUUAGAGAGAAUUGAACAGGACAAAUCGUCUCAGCUAAAGUCUACUUCCAAAGCUUUAUUGAUUACCUUCAGGUCAUCUAUUUCACCAAAUUCCCAACUUUGGACAGUCAAAUACUCUCCCAAUCAAUUAAAAGAUAUUUGUGGCAAUAAAGGUCAAGUUGAAAAGAUUGUCAAUUGGCUUAAAGACUGGCAAAAUCAUUUAAGAAAUGGGUUUCCAUCAGAUAACUCUAAAUCUGAUAUCAAAGGUAAAAAGGCUUUACUCGUACAUGGUGCUCCUGGUAUUGGUAAGACUACAGCAGCACAUUUAGCCGCUAAAUCAGCUGGCUAUUCCCCUCUUGAAUUAAAUGCUAGUGAUGUUAGAAGCAAAAAGUUAAUCGAAUCAACUACUAAUAUUGAUAACACUUCGAUUGAUACUUUCUUUGGAAAUAAUAAUAAUGAUGCAAUUAAUACCAAUGUCACUCAUAGUACUUGCUUAAUUUUCGAUGAAUGUGACGGUAUGUCAGCAGGUGAUAGAGGUGGAAUAGGUGCAAUGAAUGCUUUGAUUAAAAAGACCAGAAUACCUAUUAUUUGUAUCUGUAACGACAAAUCAAACCCAAAGAUGAGACCUUUUCAAAACACAUGUGGAGACAUUUUGUUUAGAAGACCAGAAGCUAGUCAAAUCAGAUCACGUAUUAUGUCUAUACUUCAUAAAGAAAAAAUGAAAUUAGAUUCAAAUGUCGUUGAUCAACUUAUUAGUGGUUCACAAUCUGAUAUCAGGCAAGUCAUAAAUAUGAUUUCCACUUGGAAAUUAUUAUCUAAUACCAUGAAUUAUGAUCAAGGCAAAGAAUUGGUUCAAGAUAAUCAGAAAUUUUCAAUACAAACACCUUGGACCGUUAUGUCGAAUCUUUUUAGUCCGCAUAUGUUUGGUCCUACUAAUCAAAAGCCAUUGGCAGCCAAAGCAGAUUAUUACUUUCAUGACCAUAGUUUAAUCCCACUCUUUGUUCAGGAAAAUUACGUUAAAUGUAAUCCUGUUAAGGCCAGAGAUUCCGAUCAUAACAGGUCAGAAUUCAACCGUAUUAAAUGUCUUAGCGAUGCGGCAGAUGCAAUUUCAGAUGGUGAUCUCGUUGAUUCCAUGAUACAUGGGUCACAACAACAAUGGAGCCUAAUGCCUAUCCAUGCCAUCCAUUCAACGGUUAGGCCUGCUUCGUUCAUGUAUGGCGGUUUCAAAUCUGGUUAUGGACGUGACACAAUUAGUUUCCCUGCAUGGCUCGGUCAAUAUUCGAAGACAAAUAAGUAUAAUAGAGCUUUGGGAGAUAUUCAAGCUAGAAUGAGGCUUAAAAUUAGUGGGGAAGCCAAUGAGAUUAGACAGUAUUAUUACCCAACUUUAUGGCCUAGUUUGUACAAGCCAUUGAUUGAAACGAAUGUACAUUAUGAAAAGGUUAUAGGUUUAUUGGAUGAAUAUUUUCUCUCUAAAGACGAGUUUGAUAUUAUGUCUGAGCUCGGUCUUGAUCGACUCAGUAUUGACAACACAAUGAAAUUGAUACCUACAAAAAAUAAGUCUGCAUUCACGAGACAUUACAACAAUAGGGACCAUCCAAUUCCAUUUUCUAAGGGCCAAGUAGUAAAAGCAUCUGCUGCACAGAUUAAAACUGAGAAACCUGAUCAUGAAGAUGUUUAUGAUGAUGAUGAUGUAGUUGUUGAUCUUAAAGAAGAUGAUGAAAAUGAAAAUGAAGAUGGUGACGAUGUACUUGAUGACAAAUUAAUCAAGCAGCCAAAAAAAUCGAGCGCUGCAAAGACGUCCACAAGGGGAAGAACUACAACUACCUCAAAGCGGGGUCGAGGUCGUGGUAGUACAACAAAGAAAUAA
Molecule: messenger RNA, 2262 nt
Organism: Wallemia mellicola CBS 633.66
Lineage: Eukaryota; Fungi; Basidiomycota; Wallemiomycetes; Wallemiales; Wallemiaceae
Product: DNA replication factor C, large subunit
Exons: 11
Coding region: 1-2262 (753 amino acids)
Biological process (GO): DNA replication; DNA repair
Cellular component (GO): nucleus; DNA replication factor C complex
Molecular function (GO): DNA clamp loader activity; ATP hydrolysis activity; DNA binding
Source: RefSeq, a predicted model, not a curated record